AUGGCGACGCAGUAUCCUAGUGCCAUGUCCCUCCAGAGGCUCAUCAACAUCUCUUCUGCACCUUCAGAACCACAGCAUAGACGACUUCUAUCCGACCAGCCACAUGACUCGGAAGAGGAGCGAAGGCGAUCCCGGGCAGUCCACGAUGCCAUGCGCUUAAUCCUCUUCAGAGUCAGUGUACCUGACAAGUUUCUGGUGUCGUGGAACACCGAUGCGCAGCACCUCAUAGCCAUGCAUACCGUCAACUCGUCAAACCUGUCGAUGUGGCCCGGCUUGCCCAAUGACUUCGAUACACUGCCAAUGGUACCGUCGAAGCAGAACAGUGACCUAUUGAGGAUAUUUCUCAAGCUGCUCUCAAGGUACAAAACCAGCCUUGACGGCAAUCCAGACCCUAAUAACCCUAUUGUUAAAUUCUAUUUCCCCUUUUGUAUCCAGGAUCCAUUGCUAUUGCAGAUCAUUCUCUACACGUCCGCUUGUUUCUUAAAUGAGACUGGCCACAUGCCCAAGAUGGCUGUCAUGGCCCAUAAAGGCAAGGCGAUCGCCAUGCUGAACAACCAACUGCGCUCCCACAAUUACCAAACUGGCGAUGCUGUCAUUGCCGGUGUAGUGCAGUUGAUUGUAGAUGAGUGGUACUGGGGAGACACAGAUGACUUGAAGGCGCACAUGAGGGGACUGAGGGAGAUGAUCCGCAUUCGUGGGGGGUUUCAUACUCUCGGCAUGAAUGGGCUGCUCGCAAAGUUGGUCAUCAGUCACGAUAUCGGAAUUGCCCUCGCACACGAAAUCCAGCCAUUCCUCGGAAACGGCAUUGAGUACGAUUAUCACGAUCCUGCGAUUUUGCCCUUCCGCAUCUCGCACAAUACACCACUCAUCUUCAAUCUCGCGUCAUUUGCCGCUUCGGCCGAGGCUCUCGGCUUGCAUCCUAUGACGGCAUCGAUUCUUGACGAUGUCCGGUUUCUUAUCAAUGCCGUCAUGUCCCUACCAGAUCACCCAUCGCCGGCAGAGCUGCAAAAGGUGUCAACCACGGCGGCUUGGAUGUACGAGCGUAUCCGCAGUCUUCCUGAGGAUUCUCCGGAUACGAAGCGCUUGUUCGAAUACGGAGAGCUCACUUCCCAAGCGAAUCUAGGCGGUCUGAGCGAGGACUCCCCCAAUCCCGAUAGCGCUAAGACUGCAAAGGCGGGCACGGCUACGAGCUCAAACCUUCCAUCCUGCCGUCGGACAACUCCGGAGUCAGAGUCGAGGAUCCAGCAGAGGGAGGAUAGUGGUGGCGGCAAUGCAUCAGAAGUGGGGAGUGGACGAGCGGAUGGGAACCCUCGGGUUGAGUCCUCGGCGAAGUCAAAGGUGCCCCUUCCUGAGACACUCAAGGUAACCUCGGGACCAGACUACAUGUAUUCCGUGAUUCGACUGGCGGCAAUGGUCAAUAUACGGGCCAUACGGGACCGCAUUCCUCUCAGCAGGGCAUGCUCGAUCGAUGAGUUCUUACAAGUAUGGACAACAUCAUGGCGAGUGCCCCUUACUACGUGGAGAUGUGCUCUUGGUAUCUUCAACUGGGCCAUGUUUGCAAUCAUCCCCGCAUGCCACGGAGGGCCUCACGAGCGGUUUUCCAGAACGAUGUACAUGAUCUCGAUGAUAUCCCGUGCGGCAGAGGACUGGGGGUUGAUGUUUGCUGCCUCUAGGGUGGCUAUGAGACUGCAGCGGUGGCUUGCCCAAGGAGGGAAGGGCGGUGCACCCAUGGGAGGAGGCCAGGCGGUUGCCAGGCAUGGGUUUUUGAAUACUAAUUGGGAGUGA
Scedosporium apiospermum is the source of this 1785-nucleotide messenger RNA. RefSeq lists its product as uncharacterized. NCBI's taxonomy places the organism in Eukaryota, Fungi, Ascomycota, Sordariomycetes, Microascales, Microascaceae. The coding region runs from base 1 to 1785 and encodes 594 amino acids. The record is from RefSeq and is a predicted model, not a curated record. The transcript is spliced from 3 exons.